Messenger RNA from Lytechinus pictus (painted urchin), 3973 nucleotides. Its product is annotated as cilia- and flagella-associated protein 206-like. Bases 201 to 2072 code for a protein of 623 amino acids. NCBI's taxonomy places the organism in Eukaryota, Metazoa, Echinodermata, Echinoidea, Temnopleuroida, Toxopneustidae. Gene Ontology annotation, biological process: regulation of cilium beat frequency. Gene Ontology annotation, cellular component: ciliary basal body; axoneme. The transcript has 15 exons. The record is from RefSeq and is a predicted model, not a curated record.
GACGCCCUCUACCGUUCUGUUUCCAUGCCAUCGAUCUUACACGAAUCUGCCGGACGACGCAUAAACAUCAGUUUAUUUAUCAGUUUACAUCAAAUUCAAAAGUUUUCCGAAAUGAAUUUUGAGUAGUAUAUGUAGAUCUUGAAUGAUUCCAUGAGAGAUCUCUAUUCAUAUUUUGCCAGCAGUAAAAUCAAAGAACCAUCAUGUCAAGAGCUCAGGCAGAGAGUGUCAUCAAGAAUAUCAUCCGAGAGAUUGCCCAGGAAUGUGCAAGCAAAGGGCAAGCCGUCUCAGAAACCUUGGUAGCUUUCAUGGUCAAGGCAGUAGUCUUGGACCCAUCCAAUGAAUUCAAUGUCGACCGUACGCUUACCAAAGAUGAUGUCCAGCGGCUGAUAAAGAUCUGUGUUGAUAGACUUCUAGAUUCCCGGUCAUCUGCUCUGGAUACGGUCAAGAUGCAAGUCUACUUUGAUAUGAACUACACCUCAAGAAGUGACUUUCUGGAGGAGCAUCGCCGGGUCUUGGAACAGAGACUGACGCCUGUCAUCCGAGAGAUCACAGAUAGCAGGGCCAGGACCAGAGAUGAACUAGAGAGUCUGUACAGAAAGAUAGUCUCUGCUGUUCUUCUUCGAUCUGGUCUUGGAUCUCCAACAGAUAUAGCUGUGGUCAGAGAGGCAACUGCUGCUCUACAGAGUGUGUUCCCACAGACAGAGCUUGGAACGUUCAUGUCUCUUGUGAAACGUGAUAAAGAACGUCAAUUAAUUGAGCUGACUCACAUUGUGACCGGUAUUCGUCUCUUCAACAAAGAAUGUGGCAAAGGAGGGGAGGGCAUUGAUGAUCUGCCAGCUAUUUUAAAUGAGGCUGUUCCUGCUACAACUCAGAAUGUGGACACAGCCAUCCAGAGGGCAUGUGGCACUGCAUUUAAAUAUACAGCACUGAUUGAGCGCAUGAUGAGUGGAGAAGUGAGUGAUGGUCCAUCGAUACAGGCGUUGAGAGAUGCUCUUAUCAACGUCAGACAACAUGAAGCUUUCUUGAGAAUUAUCUUGAAUGAUGUGAUCAGCUGCGCACAGCAGGUGGAGAUGUUAGAGGCCCAGUUAGGAGCUAGGUUAGAACAGCUGCAAGCUACAGUCCAGUCAAAGACUGCAGUACCUACCGCUCAAGUCUAUCCUCAGUUCAUCAACCUGGCUCAUAUCUGGAGCGGUUUCCAGGAUGAGAUGGUACUCCUGAGUGUCCUGAGUAACAUCCUUGCCAGCUUGGAACCCUAUAACAAGAAUCAUCGUGAAUUCUUUACAGCUGAGAUGCUUGCUCCAUUUCUUGAAGGAACCAAGAUUAAAAGUGAUGAAGAUAGGAUAAAAGAGACGUUGGGUAAAGAUCAUCGAGUGAAUCCCUCGGAUUUCAAGAAUGUUGAUUGGCUGUUUCCUGAGACAACCAAGAACUUUGAAAGGCUCCCUCUACAGUACAAGGGUUAUUGUGGUUGGUCCCUGGUCGUAUUCGAUCGUCUCCUCCUACCGGGGAACCCAGACAUAGGAGUCCUGCGAUACCAGGACCGCUACUAUGUCUUCUCCAGCAAGCAGGCUGCGUACGAGUUUGCCAGCGAUCCCCAGCGGUACAUUGCCUACGUGGCGGAAUGCGCCAAGCAGUCCCCUCAGCUUAUCCAACUGCUUGAACUUCACGCUCAGUUUGCCACUAUCACACCUUAUACACAGGGCAAAGAUCAGGGUCAGAUGAUUGAGAAACCAAUCACAAAAUGUGACAUGGGAAUCCAGACAGAGGUUCAUCCUAUCGAGUCAAACAUUGUCAAGUCUUAUGAGUGGAAUGAAUGGGAACUGAGGCGCAAGGCAAUCAAACUGGCUAACCUCAGGACCAAAGUCACCCAUUCAGCACAGACAAACCUAAGUAACAUGAGACGAGACAAUGUAUCUCAAGUAUACCUACCAAAGGACCAAACCAUCCAAACGCUGAGAGAUGAUUACUCCAACGUGCCUAAGCCUCAGACCUUCCUGGCCGGCCUUCGUGGUGGUCAGACCAAGACCACGGUCAUGACCAAGAUGGACCUGACACUGGAUGUUGACCAGACAUAGAGCUUGACCCAUAUGACAACGGACCCACCCCCACCCCCCCCCCCCCUCCACACACACACCCAUCCAAUCACACAUCGCUUUUUGCACCUGCAGUUGUUUACAGAGAGCUAGACUUGUUUUGACACUGAUUACAUGUUGAAAUUGCCAAUCUAAAAUCACAGAAAAUAAUUAUAGAAUUAUAUGUGAGGUAUGAUAGAACAGAGUCAAUGGGGCAAGUCAAAUUAUAUCUCUAUAUCAUUAAGUUUGUUACGUCAGGGCCUCAUUGCAUAAAAUUUACCAUUGAUAAGAACCUUUCAAUCAGUGGUAACUUCAUGGAUACCUCAAGUCUGAUGGACUGUUGACCAGUUUUUCCAAUGUCACUGGUUAAUUUGCAGUUGAUGUUGAAGUCGUAUUCUGAAGAAAUUGAACAGCUUCUGUACGACUGUUAAUGAUGUUAUCUUUCAAAGCAGAAAUCUUGUUAUCUCAUAACUUUGUUGCUGCAGAAGCUUACUGUUGAUGAUAUCUUUGCCAGCAGUGGUGACUUCCUAGUGACUUCCAUAGAACCUUGAUUUCAACUAGCUGCUUAACGGUUGUACCAUGGUAGUUAUCAUCGUUUGCAUAGAUAAAUUCAGUGGUAAGGUUUAGGCGAUUCAAGAUUGCAUUCAGAAGAAUUACAGAUACUUUGAUAUGAUUAUCACAAAUGUGGAAUAUGAGAUCUCUGUAUUUUGAGUUUCAACAAAUAUUGAACAUGGUGAAAUAAUCUAACAAAACAAAUCUGCUCUUGAAAAUAUGACAGGUGUGUAACAAUGUGCUCAUUGUUCACAAAAAUUUCAGUCAUUUAUUCUAAUGUUAAUGUUGUGCAUUUGCCAGAAAUGUAAAAUAAGAAAGGUCUUGAAAACAGACAUGAUAAUCAUACUAGUGCACAAACCCACCUCUCAAAUUCUGCUUGUGAAUUGUUCAUAUUUGUUCAGUUGCACUUGGUAUAGGGUUUUUUAAUAUGAUUUUUAUAAUGAUCGAUUGUUACAAAGUGAUUAAUGUGCCGUUCCUGUAUAGUCUAUCUCUGUGUACACUGUAACGUUACUUCCAAAAUACAUUGAUUAUCAUUAUUCUAACCCCACCCUACAUUAUGCUGGCGCGGAAUUAUUAACUUCAGUAAUGACAGUACAAUAUAUUACGCCAAUCUUUCUUUCCCUCGAAAGCUGUUUUUAGUUAUUUUACACAUAUGUACCCCAUUCUACAAAAACUAUGCACUUCCUAUGCAAUAAAAAGAAUGAUUAAAAAAAUAAAUUAGCUUUGAGACAUGUCAAAUGCAUAAUCAGAAUUUUCAGCAAUGUUUCAUAUUCAUAUUUGUAAAAACGAAAUAUCCAAGCUUUACAAAUAAACGAUUAAAUGAACUUUGUAAGAUGUUAUUAUCUAAUUAUGUGUGCACCUAACAUUUCAUUUAUGUCAUCAUGGGUGGGUUAUGGUAGAUUCUGUCUCGUGUAUCAAGUGUAACAAUAUAUAAUCUAUUCUGUUAUUUUUUAGUAUGCAGGCCUAUUGUAUGAGAUAUGUACAUAAGAUUAUAUGCACUAUUAUAUCCUUAUGAUAAUGUUAUAUUGAAACAUUCUAUUCUGUAACUGCUGCCAUCCUAUGGAAAAUACUGGUUGUAUUCAAACCUGGUAUGAUGAGUCCAAAUUCGGGAUUUGUCCUCUCUUUGUGUGAUAAUUGGGUUCACUAUGCCGUCCUUCCAUACAUAUGCACAUAGUUUAUUUUACAAAUACCAUCGUAUAGUAGCAUUUACAUAGGUUUUUGUACAGUUUGCAUCCAUUGUAAAUAAUAAUGAUAUGGAUUAACGUACAUGUUUAUGGGUGUUAAAUUUAAACAUGUUUGAUAUGCACAUGUACAAAUUUGAAAAGUAAAGAAUUAAGAAGUAUUCAGAAGAA